CCAGAGAUCCUCUGUUCUGUAACCGGUCUGACCCGGACGCCCCUGGGGACUGUGUUUAAUGCAUUGUACACUGAGUUGUGGGCUGUUUAUCCUCCCUGCCCGUGGCCGGUAUGGAGCUGCUCACCCUAGACACCGUGUGGGUGGGCUCCAGCCUGGCUCUCACCUCUCUGUUCUAUUACCUGUACCGGAAACAGCUGGCGACUGUUAGACGCAUCCAGGAUGCCCCAAAGAUGCAGGUGGAUGGUAACCUGAGGAGUACACUGGAAUCCCUACAUGGACAGGAAAUUAGUUAUGUGGCUCUGGAGGGUGUGGUAGAAGCUGCAGGCACGGUUCUUAGUAGCCACAAGAAGCCACAUCUCCAGGCUGUGAUCCGGAGUCAUCAAGUGGUAGAGCAUUGCCUGAUAUGGAACAGCUUGACAAGAAGUUGGAGUGAGUGUGAGAGAGUUCUUCACAAUAGUGUCAAUGCUAUUCCUUUCCAUCUUUGUCCACUGGAGGGAGCUGGGGACCCAGUACUCAUAUGUGACCCCCUGAAUGCUUCUGGACUGGCCCUGCAAACUAUUCAUGAACAGUUUCAGGCUUCAUCCGCUGGUCUUGGAGAGUUGAUGGGACAUUACCUGACUGGGGAGAAGCCCACUGGUCUGUUGGAGACAGAAGAGAUUUUGCCGGUGGGGGUAAUUCUGACUGGACUAGGACGGCUAUCGCUGGACAAUCAGGGAGUGAUGAUAUUACAGCCUCCCCAAAAUGCUUCUGAAUAUUUUCUGUCCCUUGUUGGAUAUGAAGAGAUAUUGGAACAACAGGAGUCAAUAGCCUACGUUUGGAGGAAUGCAGCACUGUUCUUUGGAACUCUGGGAGCUGCUGUUUUCUGCUUCACUUUGUAUCGGGCCUUUCGCAGGUAUAAAGAGAAGCAGAAUCAGCAAGAGGAGGAAAGGAGGUGGGAUAACAUAAGUGAAGAGGAGCAGUCUACUGAAGAUAUGAGCGGGGCUUCUGACAGAAUGUGUGUAGUCUGCCUUUCUCAGCCACGUGAAUGUGUAUUUCUACCUUGUGGACAUGUAUGCUGCUGUUUCACAUGUUAUCAAUCACUGCCCACAUUCUCCUGCCCUAUUUGUAGGUGUCCACUAGAGAGAGUGGUACCUCUGCACCAGUUUUAAAUACCACAUUUCGGGAUCUGUACUGAUAUGUAGGUGGUUUUCUUUCCAGCUAUCUGCAAGAGUCUAAGCAAUACAUUGCAUUACUUGUGUAAUGUGUUGUUUUAU
Molecule: messenger RNA, 1253 nt
Organism: Pelobates fuscus (common spadefoot toad)
Lineage: Eukaryota; Metazoa; Chordata; Amphibia; Anura; Pelobatidae
Product: mitochondrial ubiquitin ligase activator of nfkb 1-A-like
Exons: 4
Coding region: 111-1148 (345 amino acids)
Biological process (GO): organelle organization; protein ubiquitination
Molecular function (GO): ubiquitin-protein transferase activity
Source: RefSeq, a predicted model, not a curated record